AUGUCUUCCGUCAUCAAUCCCACCGCCUCCAAGCCGAAGUCGAAGUUCCGACAAACCACCCUCGCGAGCGCUUUCGGCACCUCCGCCACCAGCCGGCCCUCUCUGCUGGCCACCAAGCCAACGGCCAAGCCCAACCCGGCGAGCGACAGACCCAACACCGAAGUCUCCGCCGACGCAGUCCUCGCCAGUGCAGUUCCCCCCGAGAUCAUGAACGGCCGCGCCGGCGUUCACCCCGACCACGGCCUGCUGAUCAUGUACAAAGUCCGCGAUACCGACCCCCGCGAUGGCAACAGCGAGACGUGGAAGUUAGCGAAGCGCAUCGACCCCGGUGUCGUCCGCACAUACUGGGACAAGGUCACGGCCAGAACGGGCAUGACGCAGCGCGCCUGGCUCUCCCGCGUGCGUUUCAAGUACCGUGUCGAGCUCGCCAAGUUGGAGAACCGAAAGGCCGGUGCCGCCGCCACCACCAAGAAGCGCAAGCGCCGUAUUGUCGAGGAAGACGAGGAUAGUGACUACAAGCCGCCGGGUGCUUGA
This is a messenger RNA of Colletotrichum chrysophilum, 534 nucleotides long. RefSeq lists its product as uncharacterized. The transcript is spliced from 3 exons. Lineage: Eukaryota; Fungi; Ascomycota; Sordariomycetes; Glomerellales; Glomerellaceae. Bases 1 to 534 code for a protein of 177 amino acids. The record is from RefSeq and is a predicted model, not a curated record.